Messenger RNA from Octodon degus (degu), 2321 nucleotides. It is a transcript of the gene Ttc22, whose product is annotated as tetratricopeptide repeat domain 22. The coding region runs from base 97 to 1806 and encodes 569 amino acids. Gene Ontology annotation, molecular function: protein binding. NCBI's taxonomy places the organism in Eukaryota, Metazoa, Chordata, Mammalia, Rodentia, Octodontidae. The transcript has 7 exons. The record is from RefSeq and is a predicted model, not a curated record.
CUGGGCCUCUGCGCCCGGCUGCUGGGCGUCUCGUCUCGUCCCCGCGCUCACCUCCACCGCCUCCGGGCAGGUGAGGCCGGGCAGCGGCUGGGAAGCAUGGCGGAGCCCGAGGCCGCGGCCGACGACCUGGACGCCCUCAUCAACGACAUGGACUACCUGCCUGGCCACUUCCACCUGGAGAUGCAGCUCAACUUCGAGCCGCGUUCGCCGGCCCCGCUGCGUGCGCGGGACCUGCAGCUGCAGCGCGAGGGCGCACGGCGGGAGCUGGAGCUGGCGGCCGCCUCCCAGCGGCCCGGGGUGCAGCACCUCCAGGGCGUCUUUGCCUUCUACCUGGAUGAGCUGGACGAGGCCCGCGAGCGCUUCCUCGAGGUGGCCCGCGAGGACCCGGGCAACCUCAACGCUUGGGCCAACCUGGCACACGUGUAUGGGCGGCUGGGACACGAGCAAGAGGAGGAGGCGUGCGCCGCCCGGCUGGCCAGCCUCAUGGGCCUGGGCGCGGACCCCGAGGCCGGCGUGGCAGUCCCGCUCCGGGCGGCGCGCUGCCUGGCUGAGCAAGGCUAUGCACAUGGCUUCGACGUGGGCUGCGCCAGCCUGGAGGAGCGCGCGCGUGUGCUGGUGGCCGGCCUUGCACUCUACGACAAAGCGCUGAGCUACGGGCAGCAGAUCCCCACAGAGGAGAAAAGGGGCUGGUACUUCACCAUGGCAACACUUUUCAUCAGGCUGGACGGCAUCUUCCUGGAGCUGGGCAGCGAGGAGCAGAGGAGGCUGCCUGCCUUCAACCGCACUCUGGCUCUGCUCCGGCAAGUCCUCAAGGCCUCCAACACCUGCCAGCAAGCUCUGGCCUGGUGCUACCUUGGGAUACUGCUAGAGAGGAAGGACACCUUCUCCACGACCCCUAUGGGCGUCCAUGACUGUGGGUACUCAGGCACCGAGCCCCUGGACUGCUUUGGCAAAGCCAUCGAGAUUGCCAAGGACCAUCCUCUCAUCCUCAAUCGCCUGGCCAAAAUCUUCCACUUCCUAGGAAAGCAGGACAUGGCUAUUGGAACCUGUAACAUGGCCCUGGAUGUCCUAGGAGAUCCAGAGCUCAACUGGCAGGCGUACUGCACCAGGGCCAAGAUCCACACCACAGCCUACCUACACGACUUGGAGCGGGCCAAGGCCGGGCUUGGAGGCAUGCCAGACAGGAGCCACUUGGCCCUCGCCAAGGCCGACCUCGAGCAAGUAGUCAGGGUGUGCCCAGGCCUCAGGACCUUCCUGGACAUUGGCCAGGUCUACUACUACAUGGGUGUGGACGCGGUGCAGGAGCUGCUGGCCGUGGAUGAAGCAGCGCUCAAUCAGGCGCUGGUCUUCCUGGCCAAGGCCGGCGAGUCGGAGCUGGGUGACGCGCUGCCCGAGCUGCAGCUGCUGCGCGGCAAGUGUCUGCGCAUCAAAGGCGAGGACGCCAACGCAGCGGCCUGCUUCAAGCGUGCCGUGGAACUGGACGACGCGGGCUCCAGCCGCCCCGAGGGCUUCGGCUGCCUGCUCGAGUCGCUGCUGACGCAGUGGAGCCAGGCGCAGCUGAGCGACGGCGAGCUGGGCCGCGAGGUGGACACCUGGCUGCGCUGCGCCCAGGGCAAGUACCCCGCGGCCAGCCUGCGCCAGGAGCUGCAGCGCCUGUGGCGCGGCCACACGGACGAGGUGCUGGGGCUGGCCCGCGCCUUGGUGGACCAGGGGCGGCUGGCGCUGGUGCGGCUGCUGUUCGAGACCAUGGAGCAGGAGGGUGACUGCGCAGGGGACAGGCGAGGCCGCCGGACCUUCUCAGUCUGAGCCCGGGGUUGAGCAGGCCUGCGGGCAGCAGCGAGGCCCCGCCCCAAUCCCAGGUGAUUGGGCCUAACCUGCCAUUGAGUUGUAAGUGGAGCCAGUAAGAUGCUCCAUUAGGAAUUGUGAAAGGGGACGUUGAGAGCUUGGCACUCCAAAUGCCCCCUGCGGCAGAAAGACCUGAUUUCCGAUGCGAAGGACUCUGGAAACUGGCACGAGGCCGCUAAAGACCCGAGCCAGCAGAGAGAUGGAAUUAAGAUACUGCGAGUCUCCUGGGAGAAACAGACUGCCUCGGCUGUUGUGGUUUUCUAGUGCCUGGGCCCAAAGGCCUGUCUUUGGAUUCUUAGGAAUGGAGCUCAGUGGAGCCUGGGCUGGGACAGAGGCGCGUCACUGGGGAGCACGUUGGGCUGGGCCCUUACUCGGGCCUGGGUACCCAGGCCUCUCCCACUCAUAUUCCAGCAGGCCUCAUUCCUAUCAGCUUGGCCAGAAAAGACUCUCAAAACUGCUUGAAAUAAAACUCAUCC